CAAAGUAUCAUGCUGUAAAGUUUUUUUUUCAGAAAAUUUUUAAGUAUAUACAAAUAACUAUUGAUAAAAAUGUCAUUAAAAAUAGUCCAAUACGUCAUCGUACGAAAAGAUCUUCUUGAUACAUUGCGAUGGCCUUUUGGAGCUGUUAUAGCUCAGGCAUGCCAUGCAUGUAUAGCUAUCACACAAAUUUGCAAGGAUGACGAGCACACAAAACUAUAUUUAGAAGACUUGGAUAAUAUGCACAAAGUUAUUUUACAGGCUGAUAAUGAAACAACAUUGAGAAAUCUUGCUUUGUUACUUAAAGAAAAUAAUAUUUUGCAUAAAGUAUGGACAGAACAACCUGAAAAUUAUCCUACAUGCAUCGCACUUAAACCAUAUCCUAAAGAUGAUGUUCAACAGUUUGUAAAAAAAUUCAAAUUGUUCAAAUAAUCAAGUGUUGGAGUUAAUAAUAGUUGUUUGACUUUUUGGUUAGCAGAAAUAAGUUGUGAGUGAUAUACCAAAAUAACAUAAUUUCUGAUUUCCAGCUUUAAGAAGUUAUUUAACAAAAGUUACCAAUGAAAAGUUACCAAUGAACUAACAAAUAAAAUGUAAAAAUAGCAUCAAAAUAAAUCAUAAAACUUUUGCAACUAACUAAUCUUAAAUGAAAAUAUUCUAUAUGUCACUUGUAUACUUAUCUGAGAUAAUUGAAAGUGUAAUAAUUGAAAUAUAAAAUACUUUUAA
This is a messenger RNA of Hydra vulgaris (swiftwater hydra), 720 nucleotides long. Its product is annotated as putative peptidyl-tRNA hydrolase PTRHD1. NCBI's taxonomy places the organism in Eukaryota, Metazoa, Cnidaria, Hydrozoa, Anthoathecata, Hydridae. The record is from RefSeq and is a predicted model, not a curated record. Gene Ontology annotation, molecular function: peptidyl-tRNA hydrolase activity.